Molecule: messenger RNA, 6662 nt
Organism: Drosophila pseudoobscura
Lineage: Eukaryota; Metazoa; Arthropoda; Insecta; Diptera; Drosophilidae
Gene: flz
Product: transmembrane serine protease filzig
Exons: 8
Coding region: 885-5951 (1688 amino acids)
Biological process (GO): proteolysis
Molecular function (GO): serine-type endopeptidase activity
Source: RefSeq, a predicted model, not a curated record
CGCUCUUAACCGCAAGGCCGCGCUGUAAACCGUUUCAGUUGAGUUCGAAACGCGCACGCGUGCAGACGAGAGAGCGAGACCUGGGCAAAGAAAGAAAGAAAGCAAGCAAGCGAUGAAAACAGGAAUCGGUAGCACCAGCAGCACCACCAUCAGCCGUUAAAGAAGCAGACGCCGAAUUAGAAAUGUUUACCAUUUAAGCGUCGCUUAAUAGAAAUACUCUCACGUACGAGCCGCUCUCUCAGUCUUACCCAGUCUCUCGCGAUCGUUCGCUCUUUCUCUCUGCUCUGCUCUGCUCUGCUCUGCGGCUGAGUUAAAGUGAAAGUUUUCCACACAAAAGUGGCGAAGGUCCGUUAUCUUGGCCGCUGCACGGCGACGGCCGCACUAACUCCCAAUCAGACACACGCGGAGCGUUCAGUUGACCGGACGCACACGGCUGGCCAUGGUCGAGAAACUGCUGUGAAAGAGAUACGACACUCCCCCCCAAAGAAGAGACUAUACCGUCGCGUUGUGUGUGUGCUUCAGCUCUGGGUUUUCGUUUCGGCUCGAGCAACUGUAAAUUCGCCAACGAAAGCUUUAUUUGUUCAAGCAAAGUGCGGUCAAAUCACAUAUUCGUAAAGUUCUCGAUUCUCGAAUCGCGAAUCGGUUCGGAAAAGCGCGUUCGUUGCCUAAGUCGUUUGGCUUGGCUUAGCGGUUCAUUGAGGGCGCGCUGUUACGACACGACACCCUUGUGUGUGUGCGUGUGUGUGUUUUUCGCACUCCCAUUUCGAAAUUAGAGUCCGAAUCCGAGCGAAUACUAUAAUAAGAAUAAGCCAGAAACGGUCUGGGCUAGAACUCCCCGCCAGUGUCCAGCCAGCGAGCCAGCAACCAGUGAGCCACCAACAAACAUGUUUAAGUGGGUUACGCCGGCCUCAGCGGCGACAUUGUCCCGCACAACAACAGCAGCAGCGUCAACCAGAACAGCGUCAACCGCAACUACAAGAACAACAAGACCACAACUACUUUCCAUCGCUUUAACAAGUUUAAUAAUAAUAGUCGCAUCAUCUGUGCCGACAACAAGUGGAUUUAGAUCAAUUGAAACGAAUGGCGGCGCUGGACGCAAACUGUUUGGCGGCUACCGCAUCACCCCCAAGCACUGCCGGGCCACGAAGACGCUGCCCAGCUCCGAUCCCCGCGCGAAUGGCCCCACAAUCUGCAUGUUCAAUCACGAGUGCGCCCAACGGGGCGGCGAGGUGGUGGGUGCCUGCAUGGAUGGCUUCCUGUUCGGGGCCUGCUGCCAGAUCCCACCCACUCACGAGCUGGCCAGCACUCUGAUCAAUGAGGCCCAGAACGCCUACUUCCAGCAGCACCAACAGCAGCAGCAGCACCAGCACCAGAAGUUGCAGCAGGCGGCGGAGUCCUCCUACGAGCAGCACCAGCAGACGCUGAACAGCGCUGAGCAGACGGCGCCGCAGCCCUCUCAGAAUAUCUACGAUCAACAGAACCUGAACAAGGUCUACCAGCAGUUGAGCAGCAGCAGCGCCAGUCCCAGCAGCAGCCCUCCCAGCAACAACUACAGCGUGGAGCAGGAGCCGGAGCCACAGCCCCAGCCCCAGCCCCAGCCCCAGCCCCAGCCAGAGCCAGAGCAUCCCAAGAACGAGCUUGUGUAUGGCAGCAGCACCUCCACAGAGGUAUCCACACAGUCGCAGUCAUCGUCAUCGUCUAGCAUUGAGUUCGAGCAGGAGCCACCUGCUCAGCAGUCGGCCAACGAGGUGAUCAUUCAAACUGAUCUCAAUGUGCAGAAGGUUCAGCAACAAAACCAACAGCAGCAGACCAUUCUGCCACCCACUGUCCAUGUGCACAAGAACUCGGUGACCAUCAACUCGCCCUCGUCGCCGCCGCAAAACGAUGACUUUGUGAUGCAGGUACUCAGCACCUUGCCCCCGGAGCAUGCCGACGAUCAUCGCAUCUUCUUCACCACUGAAGUGCCCAUGAAGAUAGCCAGCGGCUUGCAGGAGCAGACCAGCUCCGAGUCCAGCUCCUUCGAGGAGGCCCCGGCCACUACGCCAGCCACAAAAAAACCCACAGAGAAGCCAAAGUCAAAGCCCAAGCCGAAGCCCGUGCCUCAGUUGGCGGAGACCAUGAAGCGACCCAUCCAACAACAGCAGCAGCAGACAGCGAAACCUCAACCUCAGCCGAAGCCUACGAAUGUCCACCAUCACAAUCAUCUGAUACUGGACGGAGGAGAGUUCACCCACAGCGACAUCACCCAUCCGGGAGCCGAUGCCGAUCUCGUCGAGGAUCUGCAGUUCUCCACCGGCUACGGACCUCAGCCUGUAUACGCGGAUCCGCCACAGCAGGUGCAACAGCAGCAGCCGGCAGAACAGAGCUACAUCUCCAAGCGGCCAGCAGCAGGCACCACAGUUUCCUCGAUCACCACCCACGUGGACUCCAUCGAGUCGAUCAUCCUGCAACUGAACAACACCAGCCAUGGACCCAGCUACAAUGUCGUCAGCCAGCAGACGCCCUCGUAUGGCUAUGGAGGCCAGGCUGCGGCUCAAAGCGAGGCUCCAGCAGAGGCGAUUACUGCCCAACCACCGCCUCCCAGCUACUACCAGGAGAGCGCAGCCAGUGAUGCGGAGAAGGUCCAGGACUACGGCUACACGACCACAAUCAACUACGAUGCCAUCUACGACAAGGUGUCCGAGGAGCAGGAUGCCUCCGCAGCCGCCAGCCAGUCGGCUGAGUCGCAAACAGCGCGUCCCGGCUACGGGGAGGACACCUCCGCCGUGUUCGAGGAUCACACCAUGCCCGCCAAUGGCUACCACGAUGCCUUGGCUGAGGCUGCUCCCCAGACCUCAGAGUUCAACAAAAUGCCCGUGCCGGUCAUGGGCGUUGCCUAUCCCGUGGACAUGUCCUACAUGGAGGAGGAGGAGAACGAGGCAGCGGCAGCAGGCGGCUACGGCCAGUUGAGCAGCGGCUCCUACGAGGCGAACACUGAGUCCAACUACCAGAAACUGUCCACUGUCCAAACGGAGCAGCCCCAGCCCAUCCCCACCUACGUGCGCCCCACGACCAAUGCCAACAAGCCCAAUCGUCCCGUUGCCUCGUACAUCGGCAUGGUGACGAUGCAGAACUACAACCAGCAGCAGCAGCAGCAGCACCAUCACCAACAGCCAUCGGGAGCCGACCAAUACCAAUCCCAGCUGCCCGCGGAGGUGUCUGUGUCCUCGCACACCACAAAAGUGCAGGAGCAGUACGACGAGACCUCGCACGGCUAUCAGCCGCAGACGACCACGCCUGGUUAUGCCUCCACCACCCAACUGGCAGCCCAGCUGGCCUCCCUGCCGCAGCGUCCGCAGUACGACAGUGUCCAGGAAGAUACUGCAUCCUCGGAGCGUCCCGUGCUGAUCACGGCCAGUCCCAGACCCCGGCCCAAGCCUAGCACAAAGCGGCCGGGCGUGAAGCGACCCAUCAGCCAGGAGAACACCAAAAAGAAGCCACAUCCCCAGGGCAGCAGCAGCUACGAUUCCGGGGAAUCACCCAUCACGCACAUCCAGAUCAAGAAGCCCUCGUCCAGCUACAACAAGGAUCAGGAGCCGCAACAGUCUGGCUAUCCCAGACCAGCAGUCGGAGCGGUCUACGAUCAGACCACCGCCUCGACGACAGUGACCAGCUACGAUGAGCCGGCACGUCCGGGCAUCAGCUAUGAUCAGCCAGAUCCACCCUCGGCUCCAGCCUCCGCCUCCGGCUACGAUCAGCCAGAGGCUCCAACCUCCAGCUACGGGCAGGGCCAACCAGCGGCUCCACUCGCACAAUAUGAUCAACCAGCGCCACAGCCUCAGCCGGAGCUGCAGCCAUCCCUGAGCUACAAUGAGCAGUCGGUGGCCAGUUCUCCGGGUCGCCAGCCCUCCACAUCGAAGCCGAUUGCCACCAGCUAUGUGACCGGACCCAGCACUCCCCGUCCGCCUGCCACCGUGGACUACCACUACGACAACGUUCCGCCGCUGUUCAUGGCCGACGACAAGUUGGACGCGUUCAUCCAGAGCACGGCGGAGAAUAUUGUGGGCUCCACACCGGGCAACUAUCAGCCGCCGCUAGUGGCAACUGCAUCGACGCCAGCCUACGCACACCGACCCACAAGCAGCAGUGGCACCUACGGAGGCCACAAGAAGCCUGGUUUCGUCCAGAUCAAUGGAUCUCCGAGACCGCCACGUCCGACGGUGCUGAUCACGCCCAAGCCCACGGCUAUCAACAACCUGGCCUCCACCACGGGGGGUUCGUUUGUGUACAACCAGAUAGUGACCCGACGCCCAGGCGGUGCACCGGUUAGCUCCAACGACUUCGAGGAUCCUGGCUACUUUGGCGGCAGUCCCGCGCACGUGUCCUUCACGCAGUCCUCAACGGAAUCGUCCUACGCCGUGCCCUCCGACGACAAGCCCGCUUUCCCCGGAUACUUUGGGCCAACGCCUUCGUAUCCGGCCUUCUCGGUGCCCGGAGAGAAGGUGGGCCAGAAUGUGAUGGAGGAGACCUACACCUCGCCGAACGACUUUGUCAACUUCCCGCCGGUGCGCAAUCCGAAUCUGAACAUGUCCGCCGCCUCCAGCGCCGUGACCAGUGACCUGGAUCUCUCCACGCCCGCCUUCGUCGAGGAUGUGGUGCUGAAGGACAAGAUGCACACGCUGGUCCACAAGCUGGUGGCCUCGCUCCAGGGCAACUUCGAGGCUCUGGCCGACAUGAUUGACGAGCCCACGGGCAACAACUCCGCCGCCACGUAUCAGGCGGGAGCUGGCGCUGGCGGAGCAACCACAGCCACCCGCAAGCCCACGCGAAAGCCCGUAAGAGUGGCCUCCACAGCCAAGCCCAAGGCCACCACCAAGAAGCCCGUGACUCGAGUCUCCACCAAAGCCCCUAACAAGAAGGCAUCGGCUAGCAGCACCACCCGCAAGCCAGGCGGCACUCGGCGCACCACCCUGGCCCCCAAGACGACCGUCAGCACCCGGAAACCGGGAGCCUCGAAGAAGCCCACACGACGCGUGAGCAGCACCGUGAAGACGACGACCGUGAGCUCGGCCCGGCCCGCCGACGAUGAGAUCGUGGACGAGGAGGACGAGGAGGAUGUCAAUCCGAAUCCCAGCGACAACGAAAUCGAUCAGGGAUCGACGCUCAGCUCCUACGGCGGAACGAAUGGCCGCAAGAUCCAAUGCGGCGUCCGACCCCACGUCAAGUCCGGCCGCAUUGUGGGCGGCAAGGGCUCAUCCUUUGGCGCCUUCCCCUGGCAGGUGCUGGUCCGCGAGUCCACCUGGCUGGGCCUGUUCACAAAGAACAAGUGCGGCGGUGUCCUGAUCAACAGUCGCUAUGUCGUCACCGCUGCCCAUUGUCAGCCUGGCUUUCUGGCCUCUUUGGUGGCCGUCAUGGGCGAGUUCGAUAUCUCCGGCGAUUUGGAGAGCAAACGUUCUGUUACCAAGAACGUGAAGCGCGUCAUCGUCCACCGUCAAUACGAUCCGGCCACGUUCGAGAACGAUUUGGCUCUCCUGGAGAUGGACAGUCCUGUGCAGUUCGAUACCCAUAUAGUUCCCAUUUGCAUGCCCAAUGAUGCGGCGGACUUCACUGGACGCAUGGCCACCGUGACCGGCUGGGGGCGUCUCAAGUAUGGCGGCGGUGUGCCCUCCGUCCUGCAGGAAGUGCAGGUGCCGGUUAUCGAGAAUAGCGUGUGCCAGGAGAUGUUCCACACCGCUGGCCACAACAAGAAGAUUCUCAACUCGUUCCUGUGCGCUGGCUAUGCCAACGGCCAGAAGGACUCGUGCGAGGGUGACAGUGGCGGUCCGUUGGUGUUGCAGCGUCCCGACGGGCGCUACGAGCUGGCCGGAACCGUUUCGCAUGGCAUCAAGUGUGCGGCGCCAUACCUGCCCGGUGUCUACAUGCGCACCACCUUCUACAAGCCCUGGUUGCGCAGCAUAACAGGAGUCAAAUAAGGUGUUGCCAGGGGAGCAGCAGUAGCAGCAGCAGCAGCAGCAACAUUAAGGGGCAGCAUCAGCAAGUGUAAAUAGAAAGUAGAGUUUAAAGAGUUGCGGAUAAUGGCGUGACCCAGACUGUUAAGCAUCCACGUCGCAUUUCCCAUUCUCACCUCCUUCUCCGUGUCCCUCCAAGCCCCCCCAGCCCAAGCAUCUAUCCUCAUUCCAUUAGUUUAACGAAAGCGAAACGUUUAACGAAAUACUCGACAGAUAUGUAUGUAGAUUCAAAGAUUCAGAUACUUUGAGGAGCGUGUUGCCGGCUCUGUGCCUGUUCGAAUACGCGUGCCUAACACUUGUAGAGUCUGAAUGAGAAUUACUCGUAUAUUUUAGUAGUUGCACGCUAAGAAGUACGCUAAGAAAUAUUUAUUCUAGUUCUAAGCCUAUUUAUUUAUUUAUUUGUAAACCUAUUAUCGCUGCAGUUUGAUUCAACUAAAAAAAAUUGUUAAUUUUCAUAGGCAAAUUGUUGUUAUGUUCCAGCGAAAGCGAAAACGAAAGCGAAGAGAGAGCGAAAGAGCAAAUGUUUUUAGUUCAAUUGAAUUUACUAAUUUAUCUAAUUAUACGAUUAACAUUUUAUUUUUUUACGUUUUAUGUUAAUUGUUAAGCGAACGAACAAAGCGAUGCGAAAAGAACACCCACAAAACCCAAUAAACAACAAAUAAUUAUUAGUAGAAA